This is a messenger RNA of Hypomesus transpacificus, 2542 nucleotides long. It is a transcript of the gene rbfox1l, whose product is annotated as RNA binding fox-1 homolog 1, like. The record is from RefSeq and is a predicted model, not a curated record. Gene Ontology annotation, biological process: nervous system development; regulation of alternative mRNA splicing, via spliceosome. The transcript is spliced from 12 exons. Bases 465 to 1610 code for a protein of 381 amino acids. Lineage: Eukaryota; Metazoa; Chordata; Actinopteri; Osmeriformes; Osmeridae. Gene Ontology annotation, cellular component: nucleus; cytoplasm. Gene Ontology annotation, molecular function: mRNA binding.
UAGAAAACAAACAAGAAACGGUAGACAGCAUGCAUGAGAUAGAGGGCCAGGGAAAAGCUUGGGGGGGAGGGGGACUAUUUAUAACUGCCGAAACAGAACCCUUUACAUGUGCUUCUGUCUGUCAUAUUGACCAACUGACAGACAGACACAAGUUCUCUACUUUUCUCUUGUCACCUUGCUCUAUCCUGUCUUCCUCCUUGGGCAGGUUGACUGUCCUUUCAUUCAAGAAGAUUGUGCUUGUUUUUUUAUAAACUAAGAAGCGGUUGAUUCUUGAGAAUUCUUCACCUGUCUCAUCCAUCUGGAUCUUCUAUAAACUCUACUGGGAUUCUAUUUUCUCCUCUUUUUUUUCCAUUAUUGCCUCGCUUUCCCCCCCCCCUCGUUUAUAAUACUUCACCCCGCUUCACUCCUCUUUUUCCUCCCAUCUCCCCAUUUCUCCCUCUCUUCUCAUUUCCGGGCUAUGCGCUAUGCUCUCCUCUCCUACUGUGAUUCUUCAGCCUUAUGGACUGCCUGUAUACCCACAGGGCUACCCCAGCUUAGUUCAGGGCGGACCAGCCCAGGAGGCUGGUCUGGGUAGUGGUGACCCCUCCCUGCCCCAGGUCUAUGCCCCGCCUCCCUCUUACCCACCUCCAGGACAAGCUCCUCCCACACCCACAGGCAGACUCCCUCCUUUGGACUUUGGUGGCGCCCACCCAGGAGCAGAGUACCAAGAACAUCACCAGCUCAGAGUCUAUCAGGGCCCACAGCAUGAGGGGGCGGAGACACUGGCAGCCAAUAGCGCGGACGACUCUCUAGCUCAAGUGACCUCUGACCCCCAGUCUCUGACUGUGGCUGUGUCAUCUGGAGGCGGAGCGGGGAGUGGCAGUGAUGAAGAAGGCUCUGGAAAGGCCCAGCCCAAGCGGCUGCACGUGUCCAAUAUCCCCUUCCGCUUCAGAGACCCAGACCUUCGCCAGAUGUUCGGGCAAUUCGGCAAGAUUCUGGAUGUGGAGAUCAUCUUCAAUGAGAGAGGUUCAAAGGGCUUUGGGUUUGUCACCUUUGAGAGUGCGAUGGAGGCGGAUCGAGCUCGGGAAAAACUCAACGGAACAAUUGUAGAGGGGAGGAAGAUCGAGGUAAAUAAUGCUACAGCCAGAGUUGUCACCAAGAAACCCCAAACACCCAUUGUAAACGGUGAGGUUCCAGCCCCUGGAUGGAAGAUUAACCCUGUAAUGGCAGGGAUGUAUGCGCCUGAACUUUACACUGUGGCUAGCUUCCCGUACCCAAUGGCAACGCCCACACUGGCCUAUCGCGGCUCUGCCCUGCGUGGGCGGGGCCGAGCUGUCUACAAUACAAUUCGCUCUGCAGCAGCAGCCACGCCCACCGCCGUUCCUGGCUACCCUGGAGUGGUAUACCAAGAUGGACUCUACGGAGCUGAAGUCUAUGGGGGUUAUCCUGCAGCGUACAGAGUGGCACAGGCGGCAUCUGGAGCCACGGCGACCUACAGUGACGGAUAUGGCAGAGUGUACGCCACUACCACAGAUCCCUACCACCACUCAGUGGGACCCACAACUACAUAUGGAGUUGGCACGAUGGCCAGUUUGUACAGAGGAGGAUACAACCGCUUUACCCCUUACUGAGCCAACUAGUUGGAGAAAAGGUGUCUCUCUAAAACUGCACCCCCUUCCCUGGAACCGGCUGAUCACUCUGACACAGAGCCUCUCUUGUAAUAGAAGAAGCAGGCGAUGACAAUAGAACCGACAGGAUAUGACAUCAUGAUAUGCUGGAAAAUUCCUGUCCACAUCUUUUCCCCUGAGAAAAAAUGAACUUUGUAAAUACUGAUGGACCCUUUUACUAUUUAUUCUAUAAGAAAAUACAUACAAUUUAAAGGAUAUACAGUAUAUAGUUAUUUAAUCAGAAACUUAUAUUGAAUUUGCAUUGGUUGUGCCACAGAAAUGUGGCCAGGGUUGAAGGGUAUUUAGAUUCUGCCCCCCCCCCCCCCCCAUUCUUUAAACAAUGCUCCCUUGACAAGUCUGUUACUUGAUGACUUGAUAACAUAAGUUCAACAAGGUUGGUAAUGAUACACGUUUUUGUCAAUGGGAGAAUUCUAGUUAUUUUUCAAGAACCAGAUUGUAUAGCAACAUUUUAUACAGAGUUAAAAUACUUAUUUUUGAUGACACUGGUUUUGUCAUAAAUGUAGCACAAGUGUGUGUAUGUGGGUGUGUGGUUUUGUGUGUUUGUGAAAGACAGGCUGUGGGGUUGUGUCAUAAUUUUGAAAUAACCGAGCACAACUGAUGAGACACAGCAUUGACACUGAGUUAACUGACCCAAUAAUCCUCGUCAAAGCUUUUAGACAUUUUAGAAUGAGAACUUUGGUGUAGUUUGAAUUUGAUUUGCUUUCCUAACAAUCUACCUCUGACACUAAAACAGCUGAAUAUUCACCUACGUAUUCACAAGCAUACCUGUUGCUAAAUCUUUCACAAAAUCUUUUUUUAAUCUUUUCUGUAAACUCAAUGUUGAGUCACUUCCUGUCUAUCCUCCAUCAACUGCCUGAUGAGCCUGUUGCCACUAU